ACGCUCUCAAGCUAGCUCAGAAAUCCGGACAGUUAAAGUUGCCUUUGUUCAACGAUCGUUAGUGCGACUGGUCUAAAUCGCCUCGAAUCUUCUUAAUUCGGAGUAAAGUGUGAAAACGCCUGUGCGGAUCCGGACCUUCUUAUCGCCCUCGUCACGGGAUCACGCUUCAUUCACGCCCCUGAUCACCGGGUAUCCGUGGCCCGCCCUUCUCUGUGGCAGAGGCGACCUCGUUGUCGCCGGUUGAUUGUCUGAUUUCUCCUCUGGUUCGGUCCCUUGCAGCAUGUCGGCCGCCGUCAUGGCCGCCAAUACCACGUCCAACCUCAAUACCACCGAACCCAAGCCUGCCGGUGAUGAAGUUCCAUCGAGCACGACCAAUGCGGGUGGUAUGGGCUGGAAAUCUAAUUUGAAAAUCCCGGCCAAGGAUCGCCGGAAGCGAACCACUGAUGUGACUGAUACGAAAGGCAAUGAGUUCGAAGAUUUCUGCCUCCACCGCAAUUUAUUGAUGGGUAUUUUCGAAAUGGGUUGGGAGAAGCCUUCCCCCAUCCAAGAGGCGUCCAUUCCUGUAGCCUUGAGUGGGCGUGAUGUCUUGGCCCGGGCCAAGAAUGGGACCGGCAAAACUGGCGCUUACACCAUUCCCAUUUUGGAGCAGAUCGACACCACCAAAGAAUAUAUUCAAGGUUUGAUUGUGGUUCCGACUCGCGAAUUGGCGUUGCAAACGAGCCAGAUUGCCCUGGAAUUGGGCAAGCACCUGGGUGUGAAGGUUAUGGUGACCACCGGUGGAACCAACUUGAAGGAAGACAUCCUUCGACUGUACGAAAAAGUCCAAUUGAUCGUGGCCACCCCCGGUCGAAUCCUGGAUCUCAUGGAAAAGAAGGUGGCCAACAUGGAGAAGUGCAAAAUCCUCUGCUUGGACGAGGCUGAUAAGUUGCUCUCGCAAGAUUUCAAAGGCCUCUUGGAUCGUCUGAUUUCUCACUUGCCUUUGACGCGGCAAGUCCUAUUGUAUUCGGCCACGUUUCCCCUUACUGUGGAAGCCUUCAUGAGAAAGCACAUGAAAGACCCCUACGAGGUCAAUCUAAUGGACGAGCUCACACUCAAGGGAAUCACACAGUACUAUGCUUUCGUUCAAGAAAAGCAGAAGGUCCAUUGCCUCAAUACACUUUUCUCCAAGCUUCAGAUUAAUCAGAGCAUCAUCUUCUGCAAUUCCACUCAACGCGUCGAGCUCUUGGCCAAGAAGAUCACUGAACUCGGCUACAGUUGCUACUACAUUCACGCCAAGAUGGCACAACCUCACAGAAACAGGGUGUUCCACGACUUCAGGGCAGGGCUCUGCAGGAACCUCGUUUGCUCAGAUUUGUUCACUCGAGGUAUCGAUAUUCAAGCCGUGAAUGUGGUGAUCAACUUCGAUUUCCCUCGCAUGGCAGAGACCUACUUGCAUCGCAUUGGUCGCUCUGGCCGUUUUGGUCACAUGGGCGUGGCUAUCAAUCUCAUCACCUACGAAGACCGAUUUGACCUCCAUCGUAUUGAACAAGAACUGGGCACGGAAAUCCGACCCAUCCCCAAGGUCAUAGACAAGAGCCUCUAUGUGGCAGAGUUCCACACUGAGGAGGAUGAACAAUAAGCCCCACACGCGCAAGAGCCAAUAAACUCACGCCACGCCCACCCACAAAGAAAAUACGCCGGGCCGUGUUAAGCGUGCGCUCUCAAGCGUCCAACAAAGAAUCCUUCAAAAUUGUCAUUUUCGUCAACUCCAAGCAAGCCGCUUGGGCGUGUCAGUGCUAAGGGUGUUGACCUGUGUCGUAAAUCCUGUCUGGAAUGAAAGACUUGCCCCGACCCUCAACUUAUGAACUAAGGUGAAUCCGAAAGCGAAUAUCUUCCAAAUGUGUCUCCAGCGGGAGGCGAGGCCAGUCAAGAAAGCUUAUGAAAAAGCCACGCCCUCUAUUUAUACAUAGUCUCUUGUCUCGCCGCAUUUCCAGACCUCCAGCCAAUUCUCUAAAAACGGUACCAUUACCCUCAUAGCUCUAUUUUUAUGCCUAUCAUUCCUUGAAGCCCAAACCUGAAAAGGGCUGGAAGAAAUCAGUGUUGCGGCCACGCCCCCACUAAUAGUUUGCGUGAAGAUUCCAAACUGCUCUGUGCGAGCACUCGCUCGAGUCUCAUCCGCUCCUUUGGCUGCAAGAUAUGAACAAUCCUGGCAAGGAUUCGACCCCGCCCUCUCGCACCCUCAAGCACUGCUACACGCCCUCGACUGGCCAAGAAAAAUCUGUGAUCCCACACCCACCUUUGAUAAGAGUGUCAAUAUUCAGUUCUUUCGGGAUCGAAGUCAGACCCUCUCCAUCCACGUGGGCUGUGAAAACCAACCAACAACCAUCUACAAAAAUACAAAACACCUAAAAAGAAAUUUUAAAAAGAACUAAAUUUUUUGAGGAGCUCUUCUUUCAACCAUUCAUUAUGAGCAGAGGGAUACACCACCACCACAUCAACCCUCCAGAUUGUAAAGAAAACUCAGGCGUCCAAGAACCCAUUGGUCUACAUGUAAGAGUAGUGUCAUACCGAUAUUUAUCAAUGAAUUGUCCCUUCAAUUGUUCUGGUCUCUCCACACAUCUGUCUUGACUCAUUUCCCCACCGUAUUCCUUCUUACCAUGAAGAAAUGUCGUCUUCAGUUCAUGCAUUCCCACCUUUUUUAUUACCCUUAUUUGUGUCAAAGCUGGUUCGAAGCAAGCUGAUCCUUUCAUUCAAGUGAAAGGUUCAACCAUAACGAAUUUUGAGUUGGAACCAAGUGAAACCGCUCCAAAUACUCAUCUGGCUCGCCAAUUUUGACAAUCAAGCGCUCUGUUGAGGUUUCUUGGCGAGCACUUUUGCCAACCGAGAAACAUUACUUGGAAAACCAUUCUCACUCAACCCGUGCGUCCAUUCUAGUGUUCCUUCAAUUUCCUUCGAAUUCUGUUCAUUAGUCUAAAUCGGUGUAUUCUCUGCGUGUUACUAUGUUGAACCAUACCUUUGUAUCACAUACCAACUUUUGACCCAUCUUGGAAACGAACAUCAAAUAAAUGCCUACUCCUCUA
Molecule: messenger RNA, 3059 nt
Organism: Tigriopus californicus
Lineage: Eukaryota; Metazoa; Arthropoda; Copepoda; Harpacticoida; Harpacticidae
Gene: me31B
Product: ATP-dependent RNA helicase me31b-like
Exons: 6
Coding region: 281-1618 (445 amino acids)
Biological process (GO): cytoplasmic stress granule assembly; P-body assembly
Cellular component (GO): cytoplasmic stress granule; P-body
Molecular function (GO): RNA helicase activity; mRNA binding; ATP binding
Source: RefSeq, a predicted model, not a curated record